GCGUUUUUCAACUUUAUAUAUAUCGUAGCGUAGUUGCAGAAAAUGGAACGGUGGCAACACAAUCUGUCCAGCAGAUUACAUCUUCCUUAAUUUGUAGUCUUGAGCUUAGUUUACUAAAUGGAUCAAAAGCUUUUAGAUGCGAUUGCAAAAGCUGAUAAGCGCGCUUUUAUGAGUUUAGUUAGAGAGAAUGAAGAAAUUAUUGAACAAAGAACAGCGAAUACCUUGCACACGGUAUUGCACCUGGCUUCAAGAUUCGGCCAUCUUGAUUUGGUCACGGAAAUUGUUAAGUUGCGCCCUGACAUGGUCACAGCUGAGAAUAGCAAGCUGGAGACUCCAUUUCAUGAAGCUUGUCGUCAAGGGAAUGUCAAGGUGUUGGUGUUGCUAUUGGACACUAAUCCGUGGGCAGUUAGUAAGCUAAACUCUGACCAAAAGAGCCCUUUUUUCAUGGCUUGUAUUUAUGGGCAUCUCAAUGUGGUCAAUCUUCUUUUGAGGAGGCCUUGGGUGCAGGGAUUGGAAGAAGAUGCUUCUGAUCAGAACUGCCUUCAUGUUGCUGUAUCAAAAGGCCACACAGAUAUUGUUAGGAAGAUUGUGGAAGCGUGCCCAAACUUAGCUCAAAAGGUUGACACCAACGGGUAUUCGCCAUUGCACUGCUCUUGUCAUAGAGGGUACUGGGAGAUAACAAGAAUGCUCUUAAAGCUUGAUGCAGAUCUUGCUCUGCAAUUCAAUAAUGAUGGUUACACGCCUUUGCACUUGGCUGCGAUGAAUGGCAACACGGCAAUUCUGAAAGAAUUCAUGUUAAUGGCUCCAACAUCUUUUCAGUAUCACACAAAAAAGGGCGAAACAGUUUUUCAUCUAAUUGUGAGAUACAACCACCACAAUGCCUUCUUAUUCUUGAUGCAAGUCUUCAAUGAUACCGAUAUCUUUCACUGUCCAGAUCAAUAUGGUAACACCAUCUUGCAUAUUGCGGUCUCUGGAGGGCACGAUCAGAUAGUGGCCUACUUGAUCAACAAAACAACAGUUGAUAUCAGUUUCCAGAAUCGUAAAGGACUCACAGCCCUUGACAUCCUCGACCAGGCAGGAGGAGGUUCCCGAAUUAAACUGAUACAGCAUCAAGUAGAGAAGAUGUGUGAAACCCCGGAUAAUAUCACAUCUGUGGCUGAAUCCUCCUCAAGGCAGACUAGCGGUACCAUAUCCAGUUCCCUUGCCAGUACGCUGACAAGUGUAGGACAACAGAAACAUCUCAGCAAAAGAAGGCAGGAAGAACUAACACAACUUUAUAGAUUCAACCAAAACAAGCAAGAUGUGGUAUACAAUGAGGCGGUUCAGAAUGCAAGGAACACAAUAAUACUUGUGGCUGUUUUGAUUGCCACAGUUACAUUUGCAGCUGGGAUAAGCCCUCCCGGUUGGAUCUAUCAGGAUGGAGUACUCAGAGGAAAGUCUAUCUUAUACAGAACAACGGCCUUCAAGGUAUUUGUAGUAAGCAAUCAAAUCGCAUUGUUCACAUCGCUGUGCAUCGUCAUUGUUCUAGUCAGCAUCAUUCCUUUCCAAAGAAAACCUCAGAUGAUGAUGCUGAAGGUUGCUCAUAAAGUCAUGUGGGUAGCUGUGUCAUUCAUGGCAACAGCUUAUGUUGCAGCGACAUGGGUCUACACCCCGCAUGGCAAGGGAACAGAAUGGAUUUUUGUGGUGUUGGUGUCGAUUAGUGGAGGAACUCUGGGCACAAUCUUUUUUGGUUUAUCUGUGAAGCUUGUUGAGCAUUGGUAUCUAAAAAAGAAAUGGAAAAAAGAUAGAAAGAAAGCGGGGGACCGGCUUGCAAAGUCACAUUCUUAUAAUUCUGAUCUUGAGAGUUCCAGUCGUCAAGGAUAUCACUCAUUCUGAAAAUUCUCACCAUGCCACUGACUGUAAUAGGAUAUAAGCUGUAGAUCAUAGCCCUGACAUGGUGGAUUUUUUGCAAUAUAUAUAUUUUUUUUAAAGUGCAACUGUAAUUCUCUGAGCCGUUGGAGCGGCCUCGCCCAAGCUCCUAAAUCUUGAAAGCUUGUUUCCGGGGUAAUUAAGAGUUUACGGGGCAACUUUCAGUUUACAUUAGCUAAUUUAGCAAGUGAAAAUAGUAUGCAA
Messenger RNA from Carya illinoinensis, 2112 nucleotides. Its product is annotated as ankyrin repeat-containing protein At5g02620-like. The coding region runs from base 118 to 1875 and encodes 585 amino acids. Gene Ontology annotation, cellular component: plasma membrane. NCBI's taxonomy places the organism in Eukaryota, Viridiplantae, Streptophyta, Magnoliopsida, Fagales, Juglandaceae. Gene Ontology annotation, molecular function: protein phosphatase regulator activity; protein phosphatase 1 binding. The record is from RefSeq and is a predicted model, not a curated record. The transcript has 3 exons.